Molecule: messenger RNA, 180 nt
Organism: Opisthorchis viverrini
Lineage: Eukaryota; Metazoa; Platyhelminthes; Trematoda; Opisthorchiida; Opisthorchiidae
Exons: 1
Source: RefSeq, a predicted model, not a curated record
AUGGUCACAGACGACGCACUAACACCUUCAAGGAAACCACAUGGUGCUACAAUCGAUGGAAUGCACGACGAGCUCAAAAACGCAGAGAUGAUUGCAGGAGGAUCUUCACAGGCCUUACAGAGCUCCACGCCAGAGGCGAAACUUCUGACCAGGGUGGACAUCACCAUAUCAACCAGAUAA